GCCGGUCCUCUCCACUGAACUCCAACCCCCGCGCUCUCUAUCAGCAUCUCAUUCCUGUCUCAAUAUGUCUCAAGAUGGCGGCCAAUGCAGGAUCGAUGUUUCAAUAUUGGAAGCGCUUUGACUUACAACAACUACAGAAAGAACUAGACGCCACCGCCACACAGCUUGCCAACAGACAAGAUGAGAGUGAACAGUCCCGGAAGAAACUAAUUGAUCUGAGCCGUGACUUCAAAAAGAACACACCAGAGGAUUUACGAAAACAGGUUGCACCAUUACUCAAGAGCUUCCAGGGAGAGAUCGAUGCCUUGAGUAAGAGGAGUAAAGAAGCAGAGGCCGCCUUCUUGAACGUCUACAAAAAAAUUAUUGAUGUCCCAGAUCCUCUACCUGUGCUGGAGCUGGCUCAGCAGCUGCAGCUGAAGCUCCAGAGGAUGCACGACAUUGAGACAGAGAACAGCAAACUCCGAGAGACACUGGAGGACUACAACAAAGAGUUUGCAGAAGUCAAGAACCAAGAAGUCACAAUAAAAAAUUUGAAGGAGAAAAUUCGUGAAUAUGAGCUGUCACUAAAAAAUCAAGCGGAGAAUCUGGCCCAGGAAAAACAGUUGCAAUUACACAACGACUAUGCAGAAAAAGAGAGGAAACUUCAGGAGAGUCAGGACUCCAUGUCAUCAAGGUUGGAGGAGGCAGAACAUAAGGUCCAAUCCCUGCAGACAGCACUUGAAACAACUCAGGCCGAACUCUUUGAUUUGAAGACAAAGUAUGAUGAGGAAUCCACUGCAAAGGCUGAUGAAAUUGAGAUGGUGAUGACAGACCUUGAAAGGGCAAAUCAGCGGGCUGAAGCAGCUCAGAGAGAGGCGGAGUCACUCAGAGAGCAGAUGUCCUUGAGUAACCAAUCUCAGCCUCUCAAAAGCCCAGCCAAGGCCGAUACUGACAUGGAGCAAACAACCGAGGUAGCAUCACACUCAAAUCUGGAAGCAGAGCUCAGGGCCAAAGAGAGGGAGACUGCCCAGUUGGUGGAGGACGUUCAGAGACUGCAGGUCAGCCUGACCAAACUCAGAGAGACCACUGGCUCCCAGAUCACUGAGCUCGAGCAGCAGCUCAGCAGCAAGACUGCCGUUCUGAAGGAAUUGGAGGAGAAACUGCAGAACCAAGCUGACUAUGAGGAGGUGAAGAAGGAGUUGAGUAUCCUCAAGUCUAUGGAAUUUGGCACUUCAGACUCUGCCCAGGACUCCUCCAAACCACUAGAGGUGCUGCUAUUAGAAAGGAACCGUAGUCUUCAAUCAGAGAGUGCUGCUCUGCGCAUUGCCAACACCGAACUCAGUGGGUCAGCCGGGGGAAAAGGGACAGAAGAGCCUUUGCCAAAGGAGGAGAACAUGUCUGGCGACCCAUCUUCGUCCCCUCCUCCCCCUCUUUCUCUCCCCUCUUCUUCGCUCCCCCUGUCUCGUACUCAUACGGACACCCUCAACACUGCCACCUCAACCAGCAGCGAAUCGCACGCUUUCACUCCCACGGGCAUUGGACAGGACUUCUACUCGCCUGUGUUCCCUCUGGUGGGUGGUAAGAUGGCUUUGAACUCCCUUAUCCAACGGCAACUGCUCCAGACCUUCUACUCCAAAGCUUUGCAGGAGUCAUCUGGAAUCCCAAGUGGGGCACUCCUGUUCACCCCAUUCACUCCAGCUCUCAGCUCCAUCCCAACCUCCACACCUGGCUCUGCAGCUAUCCCUCUAGCCGCCAGCAGCCCCCAGCCUCCGCCUGCCAGCCCAGACAUGGCUCCUGUCAAUGGGAGCAGCACAGCUGGCAGCGCCCCCUCUCCUUCUCCAAGCCACUCGGACGCCACCAGCGGAAGUGUUCUGGAUGGGGAAGACAUGGAUACGGCUGAAAUCGCCCGACAGGUGAAAGAGCAGCUGAUCAAGCACAACAUUGGCCAGCGUGUCUUUGGCCACUAUGUGCUAGGACUGUCCCAGGGCUCUGUCAGUGAGAUAUUGGCCAGACCAAAGCCGUGGAAUAAACUAACUAUCCGGGGAAAGGAGCCCUUCCACAAGAUGAGGCAGUUCCUGGCUGAUGAGCAGAACAUCCUUGCACUGCGCAGCAUCCAGGGACGACAAAGGGAGGGCUCAGGCCAGCCCCAGCUUAGCCGAGUGUUUCAGGAUGUUCCGAAGCGGAGAACCCUUUCUGAUACAGCUUCACAUGCAGGAAAUAUUACAGCUCGUGUCCGUACACCAGAGGCAGGUUCAGAUGAGGCGAUCAAGUCCAUUCUGGAGCAGGCCAAAAGAGAACUGCAGGUGCAGAAAGCUGCAGACUUGUCCCACACUCAAACCUCAUAUACUGGACUUAAAGGAGGUGGAGGAGGCAGUGGCUCAGAUGAGGCUAUCCGCUCCAUCCUCGAACAGGCCCGAAGAGAAAUGGAGGCCCAGCAAGCAGCUCUAGAGCCUAUUCUCAAAGCAUCGUCUUCCUCAUCCCCUGCUCUGUCUCAGAGGGACCUCUUGAGCUCUCCCCUCACAGCCCCCCUCCCGCCUUACAACCCCCUUGCACUGUCUCUCAAGAAGCCUUCCAAUUCCAUUCUGUCUUCUCCUUCAUCCCCAUCACCGGUUCUGGACUUUAGCUCAAGUGGAAAAAGAGAAGGAAGGCCUUCUUCAGGAGUCGACAUGUCUGCCGAUGGAGCACUCAGGCUGGGACGUGAUGGUACAGUCCGCUCUGGAAGUGCUGGAGGAGUGGGUUACUGGAGAGAGCAGUGGUGGAGCAACAUGCACACUGAGCCUCGUAAGACAACAUCUGGCCAGACAGGAGAAGAGAACCACAACCAGGAAGACUCCAAAGAGGGAAUACUUGGUGAUAGUCUGUCUCGUCACAAACCCUGGAACAAGUUAAACCAGAGAAGCAGGGAGCCAUACCUUCGCAUGCAACCAUGGCUCAAUGGAGACCAAGGGCAAAAUGCACACAUCCAGCAAGCUCCAAAUCAAGAGGGUACUCCCAAAACAUCAGCCAGCUGCAGCCCUGCUCCAGAGUCACCCCUGAGCUCAGCAGAGGAGUCGCUCAAUGGUCUGGCUGGGGAUCCACUCACCUCACAGUCGUCCAGUGGUAAAGCCCCUUCCGAAGACCCUUCUGGAGGGGAGUCUCAGCCUGGUACUCCUCUGCCCAUACCUGGCCACUCUGGUCUAAGCAUCCAAGAAAUGGUCGCCAUGUCCCCUGAGCUUGAUACCUAUGCCAUCACAAAGAAGGUCAAAGAGGUGCUGACAGAUAACAACCUUGGCCAGCGCCUGUUUGGGGAGACUAUUUUGGGCCUGACUCAGGGUUCAGUCUCAGACCUGCUGGCCAGGCCCAAACCAUGGCACAAACUUAGUCUAAAGGGCAGGGAGCCCUUUGUUCGUAUGCAGCUCUGGCUCCAAGAUCCUCACAGUGUUGAGAAACUUAUGGACAUGAAACGCCUGGAGAAAAAAGCUUACAUGAAGAGGAGGCUGAGUUCUUUGAGUGAUGGGCAUUCAGUGGAUGGAAGUAUCAUUGGGCAAGACUACAUUCAGGGCUCACAGAGUCCAGGACAGCAGCAGCUGAAAAAACCAAGAGUAGUGCUGGGCCCUGAAGAGAAAGAAGCCCUGAAAAAGGCCUACCAGCAGAAACCCUACCCCUCACCCAAAACCAUUGAGGAACUGGCAUCACAGCUCAACUUGAAAACCAGUACAGUGAUCAACUGGUUUCACAAUUACAGGUCACGUAUUCGACGAGAACUCUUCAUAGAAGAGAUCCAGGCAGCUGGAGGGGUAGGGCCUGGCAGCGAUAGGGGCUCUCCUUCACUCCGAGGAUCCAAAUCAGGAGAGGGGGACAGCUGUGAUGGGACCGAGUCAGAAGGCGCAGGCCUUGGGCUGGAAGAUAAUAGAGGAGUGUGUAAAGACCAGGACAUGGAGGAUUCUGAAGCAGGGGCCUCCAAUAACUCCCCUGGCCAGACAGACUGCAGCACCCCCGGGCCUGGCUCCAGCUGUGGACAGGGUGGGCUGGCGCUCUUCAGCCUCUCAGAGGCUCCCAGUAGCUCUGCUCCCAGUACAAAUAUCCCAGCCUCUGGCCCAGCCAGAAACCCCAGGGACAACAAUCUGCGGAAGAAGAAAGCAGCCAAUCUCAAUAAUAUUAUCCACAGACUGGAGAAGGCUGCUAGUAAAGAGGAUCCUUCAGAGUGGGAGUUCUAGCUCCCUCUUCACCCCUUUCGUCUCAUAACCUCACAACCUCCUGCUCUGUUCCAUUUGGAGAGUGGACACAGCCAAAGUCAAGCUCAGCAGCCAUUUUAUUACAUUAAGCUUUCCUCAAAAAGGAAAGAAACAAAGAGUGGUUGGCAAAACCUUAAAAAGAAGAUUUACUGAAUAACUAGAAGAACAAAAUAUGAGAACUUGUCUCUCCUUUUUUUAAACUGAAUUUUGUUUUUGUAUUCAGAAAAGCACUUAGCCGUCCUGCUGGCCUUUGGCCCUGCUGUACCUCCCCUAUCACCAGCCACUGGUGCACCAGACUGGUUGGGCCUAUGCUCGGGUUUAACCCGCAGCUGGGCUGCUAACCUGGACUCAGUAAAACAGGCAAGGCCUGACACAGCAGCUGUCACAGUGAUAGACACUGAUAGAUGAUAGAUAGAGACAGGAACUCUCUUACAAGAACACUUACUUUCUUAAAGGAGAUUUAUCCGCUCUUCUCACCUCCCAAGUGUCCACAGACCUCCCCUCACUCAGUGAGAUGCCUCAUUUUCACACUGUAGAGUGACUGUUACAAACCCUUUGCCUUUUUCACUCACUGCGUGUGUGUGUCUGUAUGUUAGGGUUACGUCAGUGUGCACCUGUGUGUUCACGCGCCCAAAUUGUUGGGUGUGGUCUUUCUCAAAGGCAGCAUGUUAUACACUCUUAGAGGGUGGCAAAUAGACCGCCAGCUGAGCUGCCAUGGUUACUGAUUUUUUUAAAGGAACUUUAACCUGUUAUGACCCUUAUCCUUUUCUCCUGACAGCCAUAUAAUGGCCCAAAGGAUAUUCAUGUCCUCACAAACACAUGCACUCAUCUGAAGAGGAAGGCUGGAACUCUUUUUGCUUCCUUAAGCCUUUCCUCAAGAACGAAGGAUGAUCUCUUUUUUUAAUUAUUGCAAUUUGGUUGCCAAUAAGAGAUUGCACAGUCUGUUGACUCUAAAGAGUACAAAAUAGGGAAUUUUAGAAAAGCAUUUUAAUUAGUACAAAACAAAUGAACAGAAAUGUGAAAACAACACAUUAUUGUUAAGAAAAAAUUAAUUAGAGUUAAAUAAUAUUUCAUUCUUUCACAAUACUAUACUUCACAUAUUACUUUAGCUGUGCGACAUGGUGAUACCACACCUGUCACACACAGCACUGGACAUCUGAGUGUGUGCUCAAAGUUACUGUUCACAAUACACGUUAUAGGCCAAAUCAGGAAGAGAGAGAGUUUUUGUGGGUGUGUGUGUGUGUCUGUGUUUGUUUUUAAUGCCUGCAUGUACAAUAGGGUUGGGUUAAAUUCACUUUUAUGUUAAAAACAAUAAUACAGUGACUGAAAAAAUGGUUUAGUAAACGAGCUAGAAUAAACAGGAAUUUAUUAUUUUGUGUUAAGAAGUGGAUUAACCCCCACCCGUUGUAAGCAGUAACCACUCUCCUCCAGUCUAUCCUGUAUCCAGGGAUUUGAAUCUUUUAGCAUUGAAUUCUACUGUAUACACUACAAAUCAAAGGCAUAUCACCUCCUCCCUGUCCCACACAAGCCCUCAGUGCCUGUCAGCCCACUGCCUCCCCUGUGUGUGUGUGUGUGUGUGUGUGUGUGUGUGUGUGCGUGCGCGCGCACAUGCGUCAAGAUGCGUGUUUGCAAAGCAUGUGUGAUUGACGAGUGUUCAGUGUUUUUUUUAAUGUGUGGGGUCAUACUUCGUAUCUACUUGCACACACUACUAGUGCACAACUGACACCCUUCUUUAAGCUGUUUGAUGCGUUACCAUUACAUUAAUCUUCUCACAAAGUAGUGUAAUACUAUGAUUUACUGUAGUUUGGUUUUUAUUGCUUUUUUGCAUUUAUAGUUUGGUUUUUAUUCUGCUUAUUUAUAGGUGCUGUAUUUUUUCAUGUAAUGUCUUAUCAUUUGAGUUGUCUAUUAUUAAGGGAUUAUACUGUUCAGAGGGCAAGUAACAUUUUUAUUAGACUUAUAGACUGCCGGCAGUAUUGGUUAAUAUUUACAAAGAUGUACUAGUUCUCAUUUGUUUUGUAUAUUCAAGAGUCCUAAAGUUUAGUGUCAUUUCAAUUGCUUAUAAUGUUGUGAUUGCUACAUGCUCCCAUUAGCAUUAAGCUAACAAUACAGUUGUGCUCUUAAAUUGCUUGGUAGAGUAUCAAAAGACAUAUCAAUCUUAGUGCGAUAGCUUUUCUCUCUUCAGUUCUAAUCUCCAGGUAUAAUUUUGGAUGACUGUGCCCAAUGCCUAAAACUUAGCAGGGCUUGCAGUUUUAUUGCAGAAUUUACCCAUAAACUGUUAACAUUUACAUGUUUUAGAAGGUCCAAAUGUGUACAUGUUGAAAAGGUCAAAUGAAAUUAUCUAAACUUGAGAAUACAUUUUCACUUGAAAGGUCAUAUCUGCCAAAUUGAGAUUAGAGAAGUGUACCAGCGAGCAGGUGUGCUACGCCAGAUUGAACAGAUAGCCAGCCUAUGAUUAUGCAGAAUUUGUAUAGCAGUCUGUAACAAAGCACUUAGGAUCUUUAUGAAGAUUUAUUCUGGGACAGGGUCCAUAAACACUAUCACUAAGUAUAAUCCCAAAAUGCUGGGAUAUAUUUGCCUUUAAACGUGGUUGUGAACCAAGCACAGACACAGUAUCCCAACACUAAAUAAAUAUUAUGCUCUUGCUAUGUUGAAGUAGAAUUUAUGAAGCCACCCUCACUUCAGAGCAUCAGAUACACAGUACAGGCAUACUCAUUGGCCUUGAUUUUCAUUUUCUAAUUUUUCCAUGUCAGUUUCUUGUGUAAUCGCGCAAAUUAGGACCCUUCCCUUAAAAUAUACACACAUCAGAUUAUAAUUCAUUACACUGGUAACAGAUCUAUUGGUCAAAUUGGAUUUUGUAGUGUGUCUGAUAUUUGUAAAUCCCUGAAGCAUAUGCUCUUCCUGUGGACGGCUGAUGUAAAACAUGAGUCUUCUGCAAACUAAAGGCAUGUCGCCUUCUGCUGGACUGCUUGAACUGAUUAACCACCGUGUGUUUUAUGGUGAUAAAUAGCUACUGUAAAAUUUAAGCACUUGACCUAUUUUAUCUAAUCCAUCAACUCAUCUCAACCACAUGAGAUCAUCAGAUUUGUGCCUUUAACUGCCAAGCAGGGCACCAAACUAGUGAUGUCAUUAGACUUUCACCUCAGUUGUCCAUAUUCAAUAUGUAUCCACACACGACUCAAGUAAACAUUUCUCAGCUCUCUGGAGAGGGGUGUAUAUACCAACAAACUGCAGAGCGCAGUGAAAAAGCAACUUCAACAUAUGACUGACCUGAAGACAUGCUUUGGUCCAGGUCUUAUUUCAGACAGUCUCCCACAGUGCAUUUCUUCUGUUGUACAUAUCUAGCAUCGAAAGGCCAGAGCAUUGAAUGAAGGAGGAAGCAUGCAGAAACAGCGUACACUGUAAUAACACUGAAUUUCUUCAUAGGGCAUUUUGUAUUUUUCUGUUUGUGUCAGGUUUGCUGUGACAUUUAUAAGGGCACUACAGGUAUUAAUAAAAGGUGUGCCAAUUGUAAUGGUUAUUUGGAAAAGAGAGGUGUAAAUACCGUCGCUCCAGUAGCUAUUGAUUCACUUUUGUCACGGUAUGCUUUUGUUUGAAGGCAGGAGAGAAGGGACGAUUCAGGACUUUUCCAUAAUCCAGAUAUUUUUCUACAAAUUUAAAUCAGAUUAAUCUAUACACUGUUGAAUAACAUUGUAAAGGUGUAACAGAUGCUGUAUAUCAUUAUCUUGUUUUCUGAAGUCGUAAAGCUUUACUGUAUGAUCUGUUGAAGUAGUGGUUAUUCAUUGACAUUAGUUGUAAUGGAAGCCCGAGCAGCAGCACUGGUCACCAUAUUCAGGAAAAAAGAAAGACGAACCUCAGACGUUUUUGUAAUACUUUUGAAAUAUAACUUAUGAAGUGGGUUUUAUAAGGAAACACUUUCCGAAUUAGUGGUGCUAUAUACAUGGCACACUCAGUAAUACAUACACGUGUGAUACAGCACAAUGAUCUCACCCUCUAACUACCCCUUCACUUGCAAAUUGGCUCCAGCUAACUUCAAGUCUUAAACCAUAUCCUUUCAUUUGUUCAGUUGUCUCUACUGUACAGUUUAACAUUUCACUGAAAACUUGUAAGACUUAAAAGAGUGAGCAAAAAGCCAAAAAGUGAAGUAGUUGUCCACUUCUGUUGAAAUAUUGCUGACACUUUUCUGUGUGUUGCUACCUAGUGUCGUUGCUUCAGUUCACCCAGGGCUUCAAACACAGUGUAGUCUGAACCAAAAGACCUGGGGACAAGCUCACCCCACCCCUUGGAAAGCUUUAAAAUGCUUGUUGAGGCUUUAGCAAGUUCAGAGUGUUUUUAGACUAUUUCCCAACCUGUCAUCAACAAUGUUGAAGUAAUAAUUGUCAUAACCUCUCCACUGCUUUCUUGGUGCGUUUGCGAGUCUGCGUGUAUGUGUGUUGUAGAUCAAAAGGCUGCAUGACUGUAAAGGGAUGAUUUCAAUGUUUUUGAAAGCUGUUUCCUUAGCACUUCUGUCACUCCUGAAAAACUUAUUUUCUCUUUGGGGUUUCCCAUCUAUUGUUUUUCUUCAUGUAUCAUUGUUUCCUUAUCUUUAUAUUUACUAAAUGUACCAUGUUGUUUGUUCUCAGCACUGUAAAACAGUCCCUUUUACGACAUUGAAAAGCAAUAUCACUGUAUGAAAUGUUCACAAUGUAUUUGUUAUGAUUGACAUUUGAUUCAUCAUCAUUAUUCACAUGCACCCUAGGUGUGAUAAUUGAAGUAAAUCUCUUUUAUACAAA
This is a messenger RNA of Periophthalmus magnuspinnatus, 8962 nucleotides long. RefSeq names its product cut-like homeobox 1b (gene cux1b). The record is from RefSeq and is a predicted model, not a curated record. The transcript is spliced from 23 exons. NCBI's taxonomy places the organism in Eukaryota, Metazoa, Chordata, Actinopteri, Gobiiformes, Gobiidae. Bases 75 to 4175 code for a protein of 1366 amino acids. Gene Ontology annotation, molecular function: DNA binding; DNA-binding transcription factor activity, RNA polymerase II-specific. Gene Ontology annotation, biological process: regulation of DNA-templated transcription; intra-Golgi vesicle-mediated transport. Gene Ontology annotation, cellular component: Golgi membrane.